Molecule: messenger RNA, 1634 nt
Organism: Chlamydomonas reinhardtii
Lineage: Eukaryota; Viridiplantae; Chlorophyta; Chlorophyceae; Chlamydomonadales; Chlamydomonadaceae
Exons: 12
Coding region: 56-1177 (373 amino acids)
Cellular component (GO): cytoplasm
Source: RefSeq, a predicted model, not a curated record
GGUGAGCUUAUUUUAAUUGCAUUUUAUCCCACGCGCUUCAGACAAACGCAAAAGCAUGUUGCAGCGUAAUACCCAGCGAGUGGCUGUCGAGCGUUCCCAAAGGCUCAGUGCUCGACGCCACGCGCCCAUUAGCCGACGACAUGUCGUGAAGCCUGUUUGCUCCGCAUCUGCUGAACCUGUGUCGACCCUGGCGCCCCAGGACUUCGUGACACUCGCGGGCGGUGUGACCGUGCCUGUACUCGGAGUGGGCGCCUGGUCCUGGGGCGACCGCAGUGGCUACUGGGGCUAUGGUCGGGAGUACGGCAAGGAGGAGAGCCGCGCCGCAUACAAGGCGAUGAUCUCCCGCGGCCUCACGUUCAUCGACACCGCCGAGGUGUACGGCUUCGGCAAGAGCGAGGAGUUCCUGGGUGAGUUCCUGCGGGAGCAGGCACCGGACCUGCCGCGCCCGGUGGUGGCGACCAAGUUCGCGCCGCUGCCCUGGCGCUUCACGGCCGCCAGCGUCACGGCGGCCGCCAAGGCCAGCCUGGGGCGCAUGGGGCUCUCCAGCAUGGGGCUGUACAUGCAGCACUGGCCCGGCUACGGCCCGCAGUACUUCUGCAAUGACGCCUACCUGCAGGGCCUGGCGGACUGCAAGGACCAGGGGCUGUGCCAGGCGGUGGGUGUGUCCAACUUCAGCGCCGCCCGGGUGCGCGGCGCGGUGAAGCUGCUGAAGGCGCGUGGCGUGCCCCUGGCCUCCAACCAGAUUCAGUAUAGCCUGCUGUACCGGGCGCCCGAGUCCAGCGGUGUGCUGGAGGCAUGCCGCGAGGCGGGCGUGAUGCCGGUGGCGUACAGCCCUCUGUGCCAGGGCCUGCUCACAGGCAAGUACUCUGCCUCGGGCGCCAAGCCCAGCGGCCCGCGCGCGCUUGUGUACGGCGAGCGGCGCCUAACCGAGGUGGCGCCCGUGAUUGAGGCGGUGCGGGCCAUCGCUACCGAGCGGGGCAAGUCUAUGGCGCAGGUGAGCCUGAACUGGUGCAUCUGCAAGGGCACGCUGCCCAUCCCUGGAGCCAAGAACGCCAAACAACUGGAGGACGUGGCGGGCGCCCUGGGCUGGAGGCUGAGCGAGGGCGAGAUUGCGGAGCUGGACCGGGUGUCAGCCAAGAUCCCGCUCGGACAGGGCUUCCCCGUGGAGAACUGGUGAUCGAGCUGCGGCGGCGGCGGCGGCAUGCUGGGAGAAAGCGCUCAGGGCGUCGGCGCAAGGUUGCGGCGGAAGCAGAAGCUUAAGGGCUACGGUACGCGGCCCAGUGCGGCCCUGCUGUAGGAGAGGGGGCAGUGCUGAAGUGCUUUUGGAAUGGAGGUCAUGGUAUUGAUGUAUCGAUGACUAUGAUAGGACGGCAGUUUCGAGGUGUAGGUGAGGGGAACGUGUCAGCGAGCCAAUGAUUGUGAUUACCUCAAGGGUAUGUGCAAACGUGAAUCCGGUCUACUUGAGCCGUAUUUUACAAUAGAGCCAAUAUGCGGCGGGUGUUGCUAGCAGCCGCGGGGCUCGGUACCACAGCCGCGGGCGCAACAUGGCUGUACGUUCAGCCAACGUAUACAUCAUGUCCCUCCAAACACGAACCUAUAUCUGUAGAGCAAUGCGCGCUAAUGCGCUCUGUCGG